Molecule: messenger RNA, 2612 nt
Organism: Austrofundulus limnaeus
Lineage: Eukaryota; Metazoa; Chordata; Actinopteri; Cyprinodontiformes; Rivulidae
Gene: aifm1
Product: apoptosis inducing factor mitochondrion associated 1
Biological process (GO): apoptotic process; mitochondrial respiratory chain complex assembly
Cellular component (GO): mitochondrion; cytoplasm
Molecular function (GO): FAD binding; protein dimerization activity; NAD(P)H oxidase H2O2-forming activity
Source: RefSeq, a predicted model, not a curated record
UAGAAGCGACGCCAUUUUUCUCCCAAAGCACAGGCGUUAUCCGGUUUGGUUUCAUCGGCGGCGGCUAAUCUUCGUUUCGAAAGAGUCUCCGUGUCUCCUCUCUGAAACGAGUGACCUGUCUGUGGCCUUGGCAGAGUCGGUGUGGUGCUGCUAGUUGUUAGCUCUUGGCUGUCUUAUUUACUAUAACUAGUUUUCUGUCUGAUUUGUGGGCUGUUGACGCCGCCGUCGUUGCAGCGGAGCUGAGCCACCAUGCUGAAAUGCUGGACUAAGUGUGAAAAACUUGCACCUCUUCUUCGAGCCUCAUCAACACUGUGCCGGCAGAAUGCGAUAAGAACAGGGUUGAACAAUGUCCGAACGCCAACACGUGUCCCCAUGUUUCACAUGUCCUCCGGCCCGUGGGGGAGUGGUGGAGAAAACCUGAAGUAUGCCGUCUUAAUGGGAGCAGCCUUCGUUGGUACUCUGACACUCCUGUUUCCGAGCCGAAGCCUGAAGCUGCACCUUCACCAGAGAAGCCGAGCCCCCCGCCUGAGGCAGCAGCACCUGAGGUUGAAGCAUCAGCUGCAGCCCCCAGUGAAACCAGUGAGCCACCUACAGCAGACGUCACACCUCCCUCCCACAAGCUGCCCUCACACACCCCCUACCUCCUUAUUGGUGGAGGCACCGCCUCUUUCGCCGCUGCGAGAUCUAUUCGAGCCAGAGACCCCGGCGCCAAGGUACUGAUUGUGACUGACGAGCCGGACUUUCCGUACAUGAGACCACCUCUUUCUAAAGAGCUGUGGUUUUCUGAUGACCCCAGUGUGACAGAGACGCUGCGUUUCAAACAGUGGAACGGAAAAGAAAGGAGUAUUUACUUCCAGCCGCCAUCGUUUUACAUUAAUCCCGAGGAUUUGGACAGUGCAGAGAACGGAGGCGUGGCUGUUCUGACCAACAAAAAGGUGGUUCACAUGGACGUGAGAGGAAACAAAGUAAAACUGGACGAUAACACAGAGAUUUCAUACGACAAGUGUUUGAUUGCUACAGGUGGCAUUCCAAGAAACCUGCAGGUAUUAGAAAGAGCAGGAGARGAGGUGAUGAAGAGGACGACUUUGUUCCGCAAGAUUGAAGACUUCAAAUCGCUCGACAAGGUUUCAAGAAGCGUGAAGUCCAUCACAAUAAUUGGAGGAGGUUUCCUGGGCAGCGAGCUGGCCUGCGCUCUGGGCAGGAAAUCUGCAGAAUCGGGACUGGAGGUCGUACAGAUGUUCCCUGAGAAGGGCAACAUGGGGAAGGUGCUGCCGGAGUAUCUGAGCAACUGGACCACAGAAAAAGUCAAGAAAGAGGGYGUGAAAAUCAUCUCUGAAGCACUGGUGAAAUCUGUGGCAUGUAAAGGAGACAAACUGGAAAUCCAGCUGAAAGAUGGUCGAUUGGUGACGACUGAUCACAUUGUUGCAGCUGUUGGCCUGGAGCCAAAUGUUGAUCUCGCCAAGUCGGGUGGUCUGGAGGUGGACUCUGAUUUUGGUGGAUAUCGAGUUAAUGCAGAGCUGCAAGCUAGGUCUAAUAUCUGGGUGGCUGGAGACGCCGCGUGUUUCUACGACAUCAGGUUGGGCCGCAGAAGAGUGGAGCAUCACGAUCACGCUGUUGUCAGUGGGAGACUGGCAGGAGAAAACAUGACGGGAGCCAGCAAACCUUACUGGCAUCAGUCUAUGUUCUGGAGUGAUUUGGGCCCUGAUGUUGGUUACGAGGCGAUUGGGAUUGUUGACAGCAGUCUUCCAACAGUGGGAGUGUUUGCCAAAGCCACAGCCAAGGAUACCCCAAARGCUGCUACUGAGAAGUCAGGGACCGGGAUCCGCUCAGAGAGUGAAACCGAGGACACGGCCACCAGCCCAGUGGCCUCCUCAGCACCCGCUCCAGCCGUGGAUCACAAAGACGAAUACGGAAAAGGAGUCAUCUUCUACCUGAGGGACAAAGUGGUGGUGGGCAUCAUCCUGUGGAACGUCUUCAACCGGAUGCCCAUCGCAAGGAAGAUUAUUAAGGACGGAGAGGAGCAUGCAGAUCUGAAUGAAGUGGCCAAGCUGUUCAACAUCCAUGAGGAUUAAAGAGUUUCACCUCAUCCAGAACUGGACUCUGGCAGUGAACACCUCAAAGACUCACACACACCUACACACAAGGAUCAAUGUAAAUUAAUUUAUGUUGAUAUUUUCAUAUUUGGAAUUUAUCUACGUCGCUUGUCUGGAUUGUUUUUUUGGUUGUUUAAAUCUUUAUGGGAUGUCUUAUUUUCCUUUUAUCAACAGUAUGAUUGUCUCCUAUCCAAGCCUGAAUUGUUCCCCUCUGUGUGAUCAAAGCAAAAACAAACAAAAAAAGAAGAAAAGCUGCAAUAAAAACUAUUUUUAAAUCAGACCAAACCCGUUAUAUUCAGCUUUGCUCCUAGAUAAUGAGUGCCAAGCAGAMGUGCUGACCUCUGUUCAGCACUGUGAUUGGUUGGAUGGUUGUUACAGUCUGUGUGGUUGUGCUCAUCUGUCCCGAGGAACUCGAAUUAGUCUCUUGGCCGACUGGUUGCAGCUCAAACCCACCCUAAAUGGGAGAACGCGACCCUUUAACGUCAUCUGGAAACGUUCAAUAAACGGUCUGAAUGAGAA